CCCUUUUUCUUCGCCGACUUCUUUGCUAGUUAAUUAAGACGCGAUGGCCAGAUAUACGUGGCCAUUUUGGCUCUUACUUCUCGCUCCACUUGUAAUGGCACAAACACAAGCUAUCACUCCACUUGACAUCGUCACUCUUCCUCGUCCUUCAGGUCUAUCGGCCUCACCAAACGGUAGCCUGGCUGUCUACACGCAAUCGGUCUAUGACUCUAAGCAGGACAAAACCUUGCGCCAGCUCCUUUUGUUGGAUCUUGAAACAGAUAUCGUGAAGUCCCUGACAGACGCCUCAUCCGAUAGCACCCAAAGCGAACCUUUCUUUUUGGACAAUGAAAACAUUGCCUACAUUCAACACACUGCGGGUGUGGAUGUGGACCAGCUCCAUGUAUUGAACCUGGAGAGCGGUGACUCGUAUGCUCUGACCGAAUUCCCUAUCGCUUUCGGAAAUAUCAAAUACAACCACAAAAAAAGCCUGCUUGUGUUCUCAGCGUCCGUCUACCCCGGUGGCUCGCUCGAGGAUGCCAAGCAAAAGGACAAGGUGCUGAAGGAGACCAAGAAAGAUACCGGACUAGUCUAUGACCAGCUUAUGGUUAGACACUGGGAUACAUUUGUUCCAGAAAAGGUGAACAAUAUCUUUGUCGUUCAACUUGAAAACGAUGGAAAGUAUACCGUUGGAAACAACACCAUCAACCUCCUUAAAGGCACCGCAUUGCAAUCCCCUGGAUUCCCUAUGGGCGAUGCUUCUGAUUUUGACAUCUCAGCUGACGGUGAAACACUUGCAUUUGUAUCCAAGAUCCGUAGUCCAGAUAACGCCUGGGAGACAUCUCAACAUGUACAUAUAGUUCCUACCUCUGGAGAGUCUGAGCCCGUGAUCAUCAACGGAGACAUUCCAGCCGCAUCAGCCGGCCCCAAGUUUGCUCCAUCUGGAGUUCUUGCCUAUCUGCAGAUGUAUGCUCCCCAGUAUGAGUCUGACCGUAACCGCAUCAUCAUAUGGGACCCUGCGACUGGCACAAAGACGACCGUUGCUGAGUCAUGGGACCGCAGCCCAUCCGAGCUGGCCUUUUCUCCAGAUUCAAACACCCUAUUUGCCGUAGCUGAUGAGUACGGUCGCCACAAACUGUUUUCGAUUGACUUGACUACAGAGGAGAUCACUGCGCUGACCAACGAACAUGCCCUGUCUGGCCUGUCUGUCUUGUCUUCGAGCCGCCUCUUGUUCAGCCUCAAUUCGCUCGAGCACCCCAAUAUUGCCCACACCCUUGAUCUCGAUUCCAAAGUGCUUACUAAACACAGUGUGUCCGAUGCCCUGUCGAGCCACCUGAACCGUUUAGAUGUAAGCAAGCCCGACGAGUUUGUGUUCCAGGGAGCUUUGCAUGAUCCUGUUCAUGGCUGGAUCUUAAAGCCUGCCGAUUUCGAUGCGUCCAAAAAGUACCCCGUCGCAUUUCUGAUCCACGGCGGUCCCCAGGGUGCCUGGUCUGACAGCUGGUCGACUCGCUGGAACCCUCAGGUCUUUACUGGUGCCGGGUAUGUGGUUGUGGCCAUCAACCCCCACGGAUCUACAGGCUAUGGCCAGAAGUUUACUGACGAUAUCCAGCGAAACUGGGGCUCAUAUCCGUUUAUCGAUCUCCAGAAAGGCCUUGACUAUGUGUUGGAUACAAAUGAGUUCCUUGACGCAGACCGCGUGGUUGCUCUGGGAGGUUCCUAUGGAGGCUACAUGAUUAACUGGAUUAACGGUCACACCAACCGCUUCAAGGCUCUAGUUAACCAUGACGGCAUCUUUUCAACCUUGAAUGCUUAUUACACCACAGAUGAAGUCUAUUUCUCUGAAAGAGAGUUUGGUGGUGUUCCUUUCCACACCCUCAACCGCCUUGUUUACGAGCGUUGGUCUCCAUCCAACUAUGUCCAGCAUUGGCAAACACCCACACUUGUGAUUCACAGUGGUCGUGAUUAUCGUCUGGUUGAUGGUGAGGGUUUCGCAACAUUCACCGCUCUUCAGCGCCAGGGUGUUCCCUCGCGUCUGUUGUACUUCCCUGAUGAAAACCACUGGGUUCUCAAGCCCGCAAACUCAUUGAGAUGGCACAAAGAGGUUCUCGAAUGGAUCGACAAGUAUGCAAAGGUUGAUGAGGUAGCUGUGCGGCCUGAAUUCGACCCUCAAAGUAGCUUUACUGUUCAAACCGAACAGUUUUUGUCAUCUACAUUUUAAGUAAUUAAAAAAAUAUAUCAAUAAAAAGACACAAUUGAUACAUCCC
Phycomyces blakesleeanus NRRL 1555(-) is the source of this 2243-nucleotide messenger RNA. RefSeq lists its product as hypothetical. Gene Ontology annotation, molecular function: serine-type endopeptidase activity. NCBI's taxonomy places the organism in Eukaryota, Fungi, Mucoromycota, Mucoromycetes, Mucorales, Phycomycetaceae. Gene Ontology annotation, biological process: proteolysis. Bases 44 to 2197 code for a protein of 717 amino acids. The transcript is spliced from 9 exons. The record is from RefSeq and is a predicted model, not a curated record.